CGAGAAGCAUCUGUCGAUUUGAAACACAAGAACCGCCUUCACAUUUCCAUCCCGAAAGUUCUCGAAGAUGCCCCAGUCAAGUAUAUAAAUCCGAAUACUCCCCCCUUUUCACAAAUUGAACUCAGAAAAGAAAUCAAGGUAAUCGAAUUCCUCUUAAGAGACAUUCCAGUAAUUCAAAAUCAAAACUACAAUAUGUCGAUCGUCCCAAGCUUAUUCAGUGGCCGACGAAGCAGCAUCUUCGACCCCUUUUCACUCGACCUUUGGGACCCAUUCAGAGACUUCCCCAUUUCAUCUUCUUCUGAUGUUUCAAGAGAAACUUCAACGUUGGUAAACGCCCGUGUGGAUUGGAAGGAAACGCCGGAAGCUCAUGUGUUCAAGGCCGAUCUUCCUGGGAUCAAGAAAGAAGAAGUGAAGGUGGAGGUAGAAGACGGAAACAUCUUACAAAUCACCGGUGAGAGGAAUGUGGAGAAAGAAGAUAAGAAUGAUAAAUGGCAUCGGGUUGAACGAAGCAGCGGCAAAUUCACAAGGAGGUUCAGGUUGCCUGAGAAUGCUAAGAUGGAUCAUGUGAAGGCGGCCAUGGAAAACGGGGUGCUUACAAUUACGGUGCCCAAAGAAGAAGUGAAGAAGCCAGAUGUCAAGUCUAUUGAAAUCUCUGGUUAGAGAAUUGUAUGAAUUUAGGUUGUAUAUGUUGUGUAUAUGUGUUGUUUGAAGUGCCUGUGUAAUAUCCUUUGUGUUUGGUCAGCCCACAAGGUGUUCGACCAAAUGCAUAACAAAAAUGUGUGUGUUUUUGCUUGCUUCUAGAUUUUCUUGUUUGUGUUUUGGUACUUGCUUUGAUAAUGAAAAUAUAAUAUAAUGCUUGUGAGUAUUGAGCUUCCAA
Helianthus annuus (common sunflower) is the source of this 877-nucleotide messenger RNA. RefSeq names its product 17.3 kDa class I heat shock protein-like. Gene Ontology annotation, biological process: protein complex oligomerization; protein folding; response to salt stress. Lineage: Eukaryota; Viridiplantae; Streptophyta; Magnoliopsida; Asterales; Asteraceae. The record is from RefSeq and is a predicted model, not a curated record. The coding region runs from base 193 to 660 and encodes 155 amino acids. The transcript has a single exon.